Messenger RNA from Pediculus humanus corporis (human body louse), 1257 nucleotides. RefSeq names its product dimethylguanosine tRNA methyltransferase, putative. Gene Ontology annotation, biological process: tRNA N2-guanine methylation. The transcript is spliced from 4 exons. Gene Ontology annotation, cellular component: nucleus. Bases 1 to 1257 code for a protein of 418 amino acids. Gene Ontology annotation, molecular function: RNA binding. NCBI's taxonomy places the organism in Eukaryota, Metazoa, Arthropoda, Insecta, Psocodea, Pediculidae. The record is from RefSeq and is a predicted model, not a curated record.
AUGUGUAUAAAUAAUAGUAUUUUGGUUUGCGAACCAAAAUGCAAUUUAACCAAGAGGCAAAGAAAUUUAUGUAACGAAGAAUUGGAUAUAAAUAGAAGUAUUGUAUUAUGUGCAUUAGCUGCAUCUAAAUCGAGCUUUAAAACACCCAUUAAAUGCUUGGAAGGACUUGGAAUUUGCGGCAUUAAUGCUAUACUAUGGAAAAAGGAAUUUAACGAUGAUAUUGAUAUUACAGUAAAUGGUGACCACGAGGAAGAUACAAAAAUUAUUUCAAAAAAUCUCAAGUCUAAUAAUGUGACUGGAACUUAUUUAAACGAGGAUCCAUGUAUUCUUUUAAGAAAAGAAGUGUAUGAUUUUAUAUAUCUCAAUUGCAACACGAAAGCAUCAUAUUAUUUUGAUUCGAUUUUUUCUAAAAUAAAAGAGGAUUGUAUUUUAAUUAUAACAACAUCUGAAGAUCCAGCACUAUAUUGGCAAAUGCCUGAAGUUGCUUUAAAGAGCUACAAUGGUGUAAUUUCGAAAACAUCAUAUCAUCGUGAGGUAGCCAUCAGACUUGUUUUGGCUGAAAUGGCUAGAACUUGUGCUAAAUAUAACAAAGGCUUAAAAGUUUUAUGCAGUUUAGCUUAUAAGCCGCAACAAUCUUUUACUAUAAUAGUAAAAACUUGUAAAGGAUCGGAAAAUUCUCAAAAUGCAUUGGAAAAUAUAAAAUUAUUGGCUCAUUGCAUUAAAUGUGAAAGUCAUAAAUUUAUACAAAAUUCAAAUUUUUUGGAUAAACAAAAUGUGACUUUUGGAUGUGAUUGCUCUGAAAAAGAUGAAGGAAAAGUCAUAACUGGUAUUGGUCCACUCUGGUGUGGUGAAAUUUUUGAUGCUAAUUUUGUGGAGUUGAUGCUUCAAAAAAGCGAUGAAUUAAGUUGCGAUUUGAAAGUAAUCAGCCUGUUAAAAUUGAUUGCAGAUGAAGCAAGGUGUUAUGAAAGAGCAAAAUCAAAGCCUUCCGAAGCCAAAAAGCCUAAAUUAUCAGAUGAAAUGAGUCAAAAUAUGUCAGAUUCCAAUCCUCCUCAUUUUUAUCUGAAUACUCACAGAUUUAGCCCGAAAGAAUUAAAACUUCAAAAAACCAAAACGAUUGUUAAUAUUCUUGAAAACAGAGGUUUUUAUGCCAGCUUAACACAUUUCGACACUGAGGCAAUUAGAACAAAUGCGACAAAUAACGAAUGCACUAAAAUAUUGAGAGAUAGUAUUCAAAAUAAUUAUCACGAAUGGUCUUGA